AUGUGUACUUUUCCUUCAGAGGAAUCGCCAAAUGAAGGGACAAGAUUUUUCUCGAGCGGACUUCAUGUGCCCCUUUUUUUCGUUGGAGGCAAGCGUCCAGUUGGCCUUCCUGACAUUAAUCGUGGGAAAGAACUCAAGCAAGGAAUGCCCCCUUCUUUUGUUUCUCUCUUUGAUCCAGUCACAAACACUCCUUUUUAUUCAGCCUACAAAGUUUUACCCGGGCAGGCAAAGAACAUUGGCAAGCAUAAGAGACCCAAAAAUACACAUUGGAAGAAUCCUCCAGGUACGUAAAUGGCUAUUUGACAACUAUUUAUUACAAGACCGAUUGGAGCACAAUCAAUCCAUAAAACAAAUACAGAGGCUGGGAGUAUACCCUGUGUUACUUAAAAACACGCAACGUCAUUAAAGAAGUGGGGAAAGCCAUUAUAUUGCUUCUUCCUAUUUUUUUUUCCGCAAAACAACCCUUGUUUUGCACAGAAUCUCUAUGUUUUCAAGAGAAACGAAAGUGCAGUUAGAAUGCUUCAUACUCCCGUAAUUUCAGAAAAGAGAUAAAAAAGCGACAUGCUUCCCUGGAAUGUUCAAAGAUCGAACCUAUGUAACUAGUAAUUUUAUCAUCUUGGGAAAGACAAAAAAUUACCAUUAUCGUCAUCGUAUUCAAAAGAAUAUGAUUUGAUAAUUUAAAAGUGAGAAGUUAUCUGUAUUCAUGGAAGAAUGUGGCUUAUGAUUAUAGGUGUUCGUGGUGUCAAUAAUGCUUAUAUGCUAGCCAACGCAGAAGCUCAAAGAAAGUUCAAGGGUCAACAAAUUGCCAGAGGCCAUAUGAACCCCAGCGCUAUCAAUUCCUUUGACACAAGAUUCAUGAAAGCUACUUUCACUUUUACGAAUGCUGUACCUCAGUUUAAGACAUCAAACAGCGGACCUUGGCAGUUUUUUGAGAGAAAGAUAAGAAUUUAUGCCAAAACUACCUGUGGGAGUCAAACCCGCCAAGGAACCCUUUACCUACUGACAGGCAGAUCCGAAAAUGGCCUCAAGGGCGUAACGAAGCCGUCCAUUACCAAUACAUUUAAAGUGGCAACUAAAACAAUACGCCUUGAUACUCCUCAAGCUGUUUGGACGGCGGGAUGUUGUGUGUGGAAGGUGACCGGAAGGCCAAGAGCAGAGUCCUUUGCAGUGAUGAGCAACAAUCAUUAUGAUAAAACCAAGCUACAUCAAACACAAAUGAGAGUAACUGACCUGGAGAUGUACUUGACGGCAGCAACGAAAGUAAAGUUGUUUCCAGGAUAUCCAGAUUGUGCUAAAAACUACCAUCCCCUACCAUAAUAAUUCGUCCAGAAAUAAAUAAUGAGAACAGGCUCUAACAAUCUAAAGAAAUUGUUCUAGAGACCGUCAUAAAAACAAAACCAAAAAAUUCGUUCCU
Messenger RNA from Pocillopora meandrina, 1414 nucleotides. The record is from the annotation of a GenBank genome assembly. NCBI's taxonomy places the organism in Eukaryota, Metazoa, Cnidaria, Anthozoa, Scleractinia, Pocilloporidae.